GCGUGAUGGAGAUAUUUGGUUCGAUAAAAAUUGGGAAGAUUUUGCUAAGUUUUUAGAAGUUGGAUAUUUCUUAAUUUUUAAAUAUAUAUGUGGAUCAUAUUUCAAAGUUAAGAUAUUUAAUCUAAGUUGUUUAGAAAUAAACUAUUCUAGCAUAAAAUGCAUAGAUGAUGUUGGUGAAAGAAAAGAGGAAAUGAAAGAAAUUUUUGAGUUGAGUGAUGAUAGUCAAGAACAUGCACAAACUGAAAGUAGAAAAAAUGGCAAAAGAAAAAGAAAAGUUAAUACAGAUUUAGAGACUACACCACCAAAAUUUUCAGGUAGAAACAUAAAAGGUAAUAAUGAGAGAGAUAAUAUUGAGAAUCCAUAUUUUAAAGUUACAUUAACACCAUGUUACGCAGGAGGCUAUACUAUGAGGGUACCAAUAGAAUUUUCGAGAAAAUAUUUGAAAGGAUUUAAAGGAAAAGCAAUUUUACAAGUUGGGGAGGACAUGGCUAUGGAAGUGAUCAUCAAGUAUAUGACUACAGGAUCUAUUAUGAAAAGUGGUUGGAAGAAAUUUACAGAAAAGUAUAAUUUACAAGUUGGUGAUGUUUGUAAAUUUGUAAUGACUCGAGAUCAACCACUUUUAUUUUCUGUUACUAUUACACGAGUUAGAAAGGAAAAAAAAACUAAGAAAUUUUCAGGUAUUUUUUUUUUGUUUUGUUUCAUAUUAGUUAAAACAUUUUUGAAUUGAUAUUCUAUAAAAUCGUUGAACUUCUUAAUUUUUUUUUAUUCAUGAAUGAUUAUUAAGGUGUCUCUUCUAGUGAUAAUACAAUUUUUAAGAGA
This is a messenger RNA of Lathyrus oleraceus (garden pea), 819 nucleotides long. RefSeq names its product B3 domain-containing protein REM19. NCBI's taxonomy places the organism in Eukaryota, Viridiplantae, Streptophyta, Magnoliopsida, Fabales, Fabaceae. Gene Ontology annotation, molecular function: DNA binding. The record is from RefSeq and is a predicted model, not a curated record. The transcript is spliced from 3 exons. Bases 191 to 727 code for a protein of 178 amino acids.